Molecule: messenger RNA, 2376 nt
Organism: Colletotrichum higginsianum IMI 349063
Lineage: Eukaryota; Fungi; Ascomycota; Sordariomycetes; Glomerellales; Glomerellaceae
Product: Fungal specific transcription factor
Exons: 7
Coding region: 1-2376 (791 amino acids)
Biological process (GO): DNA-templated transcription
Molecular function (GO): zinc ion binding; DNA binding
Source: RefSeq, a predicted model, not a curated record
AUGGAGCAAAGCCCCGAAGCCCAGCAGCAACAUUCGCCAACAGACGGACAACCGGCAAACCGCGGCUCCGACGCACUCCCGAGACCGCGUCCUUUGGCCUGCACUCCAUGCCGCCGCCGCAAGAUGCGACCACAAAACGCCAAUCUGCUCCAAUUGCGUGAGGUAUGGCUUGGAAUGCGCCUGGCCCGAAGGCCGUCGCUCUUCAGGACGCCGUCAGAGACCGUGAGUCACCCUUGUCCUGUCUUCAGACUCGCUCUCAACCUCACCCUCACCCUCGCCCCGCCAAUCUUAUUUACCGAAGAGAUGGAACUCUACGAAGAUGUAGUUUCGAGACUGGCCCAGAUGGAGAAGCUGGUGGAGGAGCUCCAAACCACAAAACCUGACCAGGGCGCCACGCCUCCACCACCGCAACUACAACAUGCCAAUUCCCACGACGCCGCCGCAAGCCUCUCGCCCCUGGCCACCACGACGUCGUCCUCGAAUCCUCACUCUCCCUUAUCGAGACGGAAGGCGAGCAGCGCAAGUCCUUCGUCCGCUAACCAUGACUCCUAUCCUUCGCCGCCCUCCGCUACCUCGUCGACCGGCGCGAGGCUGUACUAUACCGGCGCUCCUGAUGACAGCACCGUCUUCGCAGCAGGUAAUGAGCCAGAGCCCUCGUCUAAAGAAAGAAAGAGAGAUAGGCAGAGGAAUGCCUUGCAGCCAAAGGCCCUGGCCCUGCACCAUCAGCCGUACCUGGCACACGAGGACCUGAACCACCCUCUGCCUCCUAACCAUGUCAUCAUGGACUGCGUGAACGAGUUCUUUGUGACAAUGAACGCCGGCAUACGUACCUUCCAGGAGCAUGAGGUGCGAGCCGCCCUCCGAUCUUACUUCCAAGGGCAGCCUCCCGCCGACCCAGGGUGGCGUAUGGCUGUUAAUGUUAUGAUCGCCCACACACUCCGCAAAAGAAAUGGCAUGCGGAACAAGGAAGAGUACCAAAAAUAUAUUUACAACGCCCUCGGCAUGGUCCCGAACAUUAUUCUGCGUACACCCUCUCCCAUGACGAUAGGGGCACUGUUGUCGACGGUCCUCUACUUCAGCUUCACCUCUGAAAACCACAUCGCCAUGACCCUCAUGGGCCUCACCGUGCAGCUUCUCCUGAUGGCGGGCUACCACCGCCUUGAGCCCGAUCUGGUUCACGCAAACCCGCAGAACUUGGACCCCGUGAAUCACCUCCACCGCCGCCGCCUCUUCUGGCAGGCCUACAUCAUCGACCACGACCUUAUGUUACGCAUCGGCAAGCCCCCACUGAUCAGCGAUGACUUCCUUCUCGACCUGCCUGAGGAGCACCCAGCCGACGGGUACAGCAUGUACUACUACCCCGGUGAUGUGACACUCAACUUCUUCCUCCAGCAGGUCCGCCUCGCUCAGAUCCAAGGCCGUAUCGCCUCGUCGCUGUAUCACCGCACCGGUGUGCCCCCGGCCGAGCUCGAGGCCGAGAUACGCCGCCUAGACGGCGAACUGCAGGAGUGGCGCGAGAGCAUCCCCCCGAUGAUCCGCGCCGACAAUGUCGACGCUCUGCUGGACGGCGACUAUUACAGGAUGGUAUCCCUGACGACGCUGCAUUUCACAUACUUCCAGCUCGUCGUGGCCAUCCACUCCGCCGCCUUCCGGCUGCCCAUGCUAGAAGAUCAGGAGGGUACCGAGGCCGCGGACAUAGGACCCAGUCUCGCACUGUGCGUGAGUGCGUCACGUGCCGCCAUCUCGCUCUUGAACUACCAUCAAAUCGAACACCCAUAUACGCCAUAUCUUCUCUACCAAAUCGCCUGGAGCGUAGAUAUCCUCUUUGUCAACAUUCUCCAGAACAAGACGAACCCCCGCGCGCGUCGUGACCUUGACCUCAUCCGCACAGUUAUAUCCUUCUUUGAGAAGUACGACCCGGGCCACCAGACUGUUGUCUCGUACCAGAUCAUCAAGGUCAUCGCCGACGUCGCCGCCUCCGUUCUCGCAAACACUCCGACUCUGCCGCCACACAUGCUCCCCGUCUCGCGCGGGCCCUCUGCCGUCGUCCAACAACCCCAAACACCCAUUCAAAAUAUUCCUCUGGACACCCUCUCGCCCCCAAUAGGAGGGCCCGGGUCGGCCCGCAGCGGCAGCGUCAACAGCGGCACCGGCGACGUCUUGGGCUCCAUGACGAGCCUCUCCAUGUCUGACACGCAGCAGCAGCAACGGCAAACUCAGCAGCAAGGGUUCAUGGACAUCUCGGCGGGGCUGACGCAGCCCAACGAGGGCCAAUUCUUCACCGGCUUCAUGGAUAUGGCCGCCGACUGGCGGCUGCCAAUGGACUACCAGCCGGAGCUGUGGCAGUACGACACGGAUACUCGAUUUUCUGGCUAG